Aspergillus chevalieri is the source of this 402-nucleotide messenger RNA. RefSeq lists its product as uncharacterized. The coding region runs from base 1 to 402 and encodes 133 amino acids. The record is from RefSeq and is a predicted model, not a curated record. The transcript is spliced from 2 exons. NCBI's taxonomy places the organism in Eukaryota, Fungi, Ascomycota, Eurotiomycetes, Eurotiales, Aspergillaceae.
AUGGCUCGAGUCAGUGACCAUGCUCUCAGUUACUACUCGCCUUCGAAUCCCUCAUUAUUGGCCGACGCCUCCAGCAUGCAUGUCGAUGAAGAUGACUUUCUGCAGUCUAUGCAGAAGACCGAAGGCUCCCAGUACGAGAAAUGGCGCGAUGUCUCGAAGCGGAUCGUCCAUGGCAUUGCUGGUGAUCUGUAUGAUGAACUUUCGGUUAAGCUGAUUGAUGAGAUCCUCUACCAGCGCUUCAACGCGUCUCCCAUCUCGAAUACCGACAGCAUAUCCUCUGUAUGGGCCAAAGUCUUUGGUAUCAUCCUUAAAGAGCUUAAUUUCCAAGACCCAAGAUUUAUAGAUGAUACCGGUAUGGAUCAAGCACCAAGAGUGAGGAGAAUCCCCCCACAGUUAUUGUAG